This is a messenger RNA of Neohortaea acidophila, 1951 nucleotides long. RefSeq names its product serine hydroxymethyltransferase-domain-containing protein. Gene Ontology annotation, cellular component: cytoplasm. Gene Ontology annotation, molecular function: cobalt ion binding; zinc ion binding; pyridoxal phosphate binding. NCBI's taxonomy places the organism in Eukaryota, Fungi, Ascomycota, Dothideomycetes, Mycosphaerellales, Teratosphaeriaceae. Gene Ontology annotation, biological process: folic acid metabolic process; tetrahydrofolate interconversion; L-serine catabolic process. The transcript has a single exon. The record is from RefSeq and is a predicted model, not a curated record. Bases 190 to 1767 code for a protein of 525 amino acids.
UCUCCCUAUGCUCCAAAGACGUGCUUUCCCAUGCUGGUAUAUGUUGCCCCCGUGAAGCGCUAACUGCUUUGAGCAGCUGCCAGCAGCAUUGGAGGGGAAAUUGAAAGCAAGAAAGAAAUACCACCUCAGCUUGUCCAACUCCACCACUCUCCUCUGCUGCACUCCAUCUUCCUCCGUCGCCUGCCCAACAUGUCCUCCUUCAAGGCCUCCUCGCGAGUCCUUACCUCCUUCACAUGUCAAGCCUGCAGGCGGCCGAGCGUCGCCGCCGCCGCCAUCACGCAGCUUCCCCCCGCCGCCUACCGCGCCCUCUCCAACGAAGCACAGCAAAAGCUGCUCUCCUCCCACCUCAAGCAAGCCGACCCGGCCGUCUUCGACAUCAUCCGCAAAGAGACGCGCAGGCAGAAGCACUUCAUCAACCUCAUCCCCUCCGAGAACUUCACCAGCCAGGCGGUGCUCGAUGCGCUGGGCAGCGUGAUGCAGAACAAGUACUCCGAAGGCUACCCGGGCCAGCGCUACUACGGGGGCAACGAGUUCAUCGACGAGGCGGAGCGGCUGUGUCAGGCGCGCGCUCUGGAGACGUUCGGGCUGAAGGAGGAGGAGUGGGGCGUUAAUGUGCAGCCUUUGAGUGGUAGCCCGGCGAACUUGUAUGCGUAUUCUGCGCUGCUGAAUGCGCACGACAGGAUUAUGGGCUUGGAUUUGCCGCAUGGUGGGCAUUUGAGUCAUGGGUAUCAGACGCCAACGAAGAAGAUUAGUGCGAUUUCGAAGUACUUUGAGACGCUGCCGUAUCGGUUGGACGAGAAGACGGGGUUGAUUGAUUACGACAAGCUUGAGGAGAUGGCUAUGCUUUAUCGACCACGGAUCAUCAUUGCAGGCACAAGUGCCUACAGCCGACUCAUUGACUACGCCCGGUUCAGAAAGAUUGCAGACAAGGUGGGCAACUGCUACUUGCUCAGCGACAUGGCGCACAUCUCCGGUCUGGUAGCCGGCGGCGUCAUUCCCUCUCCAUUUGAGUACUCCGACGUGGUGACCACCACUACGCACAAGAGUUUGCGCGGGCCGCGAGGCGCCAUGAUCUUCUUCCGACGUGGUGUGCGGCGAGAGGACGCAAAGGGCAAUAAGGAAAUGUACGAUUUGGAGAACCCGAUCAACUCAUCCGUCUUCCCCGGACAUCAAGGCGGACCGCACAACCACACCAUCACCGCGCUGGCCGUUGCUCUGCACCAGGCGCAGCAGAAGGAGUUCAAAGAGUACCAGCGACAAGUGCUGGAGAACGCAAAGGCUCUCGCCGCCCGGCUCGGAGGGGACAAGGCGAGCGACGGGCUGGGAUACAACGUCGUCAGUGGCGGCACAGACAACCACUUGGUUCUCGUAGAUCUCAAAGACAAGGGCAUCGACGGGGCGCGUGUGGAGCGCAUCCUCGAGCUCGUCGGCGUCGCGGCCAACAAGAACACCGUCCCGGGCGACAAGUCGGCGCUGAAACCCGGUGGCCUGCGCAUGGGCACGCCGGCCAUGACGACGCGCGGCUUCGCGGCCACGGAUUUCAAGCGCGUGGCGGAUAUUGUGCAUCGCGCUGUCAACAUCACCAAAAUGCUGGAGCCGAAGGCCAAAGAGGCGGCGGAGAAGAGCGGACGCAAGGCCCCUGGCGGCGUGCCGGCUUUCCGGGAGUACGUACGGGAGGGUGAGGAGGUGGUGGAGAUUAUUGAGCUGAGGCGGGAGGUGGAGGACUGGGUGGGCACGUUUUCGCUGCCGUGGGACGAGACUUCGUGAAAAGGGGGCCAAAGAUGAGGUGUGAGGGCAUCAGCGUGGGUGUUUCGGGGCCGGAGUCGGAUUUAGAUCUGGGUUGGUGUCGAGAGUUCAUUCAACACGUGGGCAAAAAAGGAACAAUACCCUGCUGAUAUGAUUGUGUUGAGGCUCGCGCUUCAUUCACUGUUGCUUGGCCGAUGAAACUUUC